GCAAGACACUGUCAAUCUGAUCUGGCAACACUUAUAAGAGGCUCACUUCUACUGUCAAUCUGAUCUGGCAACACUUAUAAGAGGCUCACUUAGACAGCUGUAAACCACAGAUCGUUACAGCUGUAAACAUGGGGCUGCAGGCUCAAACUCUUGUUUCUGCAAAGUGGCUUGCAAACAUGGCCAACCGAAACCUCGUGGGACCUGGUCUGCGGAUCCUGGACACGUCCUGGUACCUGCCCAUGAUGAACCGAGACGCCAAGAAGGAGUUUGCAGAAACUCACAUCCCAGGAGCUUCUUUUUUCGACAUUGACGAGUGCUCGGACAGAACCUCAAAGUUCGACCAUACGCUCCCAAAUGAGCAGUUUUUCGCAGACUAUGUAGGGAAUUUGGGCAUUGGAAAUGACAGCCAUGUGGUUGUUUACGACGCCAGUGACUUCGGAGCAUUUUCCUGCACCAGGGUUUGGUGGAUGUUCCGCUUGUUUGGCCACCCUCAAGUGUCGGUGCUCAACGGGGGGUUUAGGGACUGGGUCAAGCGAGGACAUCCGACAACAGGCACGUAUAGCCGGCCUGAAGCAGCGCGCUUCACCGCCACCAUGGAGCGCUCCUGGGUGAAAUCAUUCGAGGACAUGACAAAGAACAUUAACAGACAACAGUUCCAGGUGGUGGACGUGAGGCCCCGGAAAAGGUUCCUUGGAUGGGAGCCAGAACCAAGAGCGGAUGUCAAAUCAGGUCACAUCCCCGGCUCUAAAUGCAUGCCUUUCUGGGAGUUCCUGGAUAAAGACGGCAUGAUGCUCUCCCCGGAGAAGCUGAAGGAGUUCUUUGAGCAGUCUCAGAUCGACCUGAACAAGCCUCUCUGUGGCACCUGUGGCUCCGGGGUGACGGCCUGUCACAUGGUGCUGGCUGCUCACCUUUGCGGGGCCCCGUGGGCCACUGUGUACGACGGGUCCUGGUAUGAGUGGUUCACCAAAGCUCCACCUGAGCAUGUAGCCACCGAGGUCAAACCAGAGAUUUAAUUUACCAAUCUGUGUUAAAAAAAAAUCACACUAUGAUACUGAUACAUUCUAAUGGUAAUCACAGUUAAAUAAACUUCCAGGGAUAAACAGAAUUCUAAACUUAAGUAUAUGCUAUGUGUGUUUGUUACAAAAUCAAAAUGUGGAUUUUAAAGAGGCCCUAUGCUUUGGGGGGGGUUUCCCAGCAUUCCCUAUGUAGUCCAGCCCUGGGGGUCUUCUAAGGCUAAAAUCCCAAAGUUCCCUCCACUUUUUGUGUUUACUUCCUGAACAUAAUGACAUCACUAUGCAACGGC
Notothenia coriiceps (black rockcod) is the source of this 1303-nucleotide messenger RNA. It is a transcript of the gene mpst, whose product is annotated as mercaptopyruvate sulfurtransferase. The transcript is spliced from 3 exons. The record is from RefSeq and is a predicted model, not a curated record. Gene Ontology annotation, cellular component: mitochondrion. Lineage: Eukaryota; Metazoa; Chordata; Actinopteri; Perciformes; Nototheniidae. Gene Ontology annotation, molecular function: thiosulfate-cyanide sulfurtransferase activity. The coding region runs from base 129 to 1013 and encodes 294 amino acids.